This is a messenger RNA of Cantharellus anzutake, 495 nucleotides long. Its product is annotated as optic atrophy 3 protein-domain-containing protein. Bases 1 to 495 code for a protein of 164 amino acids. The transcript has 6 exons. Gene Ontology annotation, cellular component: mitochondrion. Gene Ontology annotation, biological process: regulation of lipid metabolic process. The record is from RefSeq and is a predicted model, not a curated record. NCBI's taxonomy places the organism in Eukaryota, Fungi, Basidiomycota, Agaricomycetes, Cantharellales, Hydnaceae.
AUGGCUUCCGUCAAACUUGCCACGCUUGCUAUUCGAACAAUAGCAAAACCCAUCGCAAACAGUCUGAAGAGUCAAGCAGAGCAGCAUCCUACGUUUCGCCGACUUUGCAUCGGCCUCGCCCAGUGGAGUCAUCGAAGUGAGGUCCGACUUCGUACGGGUCUCCUUGGUGAGAGCGCAAAGAAUAUCAGACCGUUGAACGAUGUGAGAGCCAUCCAAAAUGGCGCUAAUACUUUGGCGGAAGGUUUCCUCUUUGCGGUAACCGCUGGUCUAAUACUAGGAGAAUCCUAUCGGAGCUCCAGAAAGGAAGAAACGAGACGAGAUGCUGUGAACGAUAAGAUCGAAUAUUUGCAACAAAGGCUCGAAGUGACGUCCACACGGCUUGACUCUGUAUUAGAAGAAGUUCGUACGUGUCUGGACGAGGAAAAACAGCAGAACGAGGACAUUUCGAGGAUAUUAUCUCGCAUCGUAGAUAUCGGGCUAAAAGGAGGCGAGUGA